AGGACCACUGGUACUGGAACAGUUUCUGAGAAUAUAGUAGAACUAGAACAAAUCUUUUUCUUAUAUGACCGAAAAAAAUUCCGGAACCGGAUGAAAUACAAUGUUGAGGGAGCUUCUGAAGGGCAAAGGUCCCAUAACUCUUAGAAGCUUGUACUCAACACGAGCUCCGCCAUUCAACAUCAGAGAAAAGAACAAUCUAGCAUAUAAUUUUUUGUUGAGUCAACCUUGUUUUGUACAAGAACAAGUACGUCGAACUACAACAAGAAAAAAUCAGUCUCAUCCAUAUCACUUGUUCUUGAGUCAACUACAAAUAAGAACGAACGGCACAAUGACGGCUGCUGGUAGCACCUCGCCUGUACAGAGUCCGAAGGUCUCGAAGCCUCAUGUGUACCGGAGAUUGGAUUACAAACCCCCUGCGUAUUGGAUUCGACACGUGGACCUCGCUGUCCGCCUCCACAGUGCGGAAAAAACAGAGGUCCUCGCAACUUUAUGCUGCGAACGCAAUGCUGGAGCGGGGCAUAAAAGGCCGACGCCUUUAUUGCUGGAUUGCGAUGAGAUGUUGAACGUCGAAGAAAUUGCCGUCUCGACCUCUGCUGCAUCUUCUUCAACUCCACUGUCUUCGACCGGAGCGCAUCCCAACGAGCGGAAAAUCUUGUCGCCCCAUGUCGAUUACGCUUUUUCUGGCAAAGGGGAGGAAAGAAAACUGACGAUCCUCGAAUCCGAAUUGUCCUCUUCAGGAGAUGCCACGUCCACUUUUCAACUCCACACCAGGGUCACCUUUAAUCCAGAGGCGAAUAAAACCUGCAUGGGGUUGUACUUGUGCAAGUUGGCAGAUGGGAGUUCCUUGCACUGCACGCAGAUGGAGGCGGAAGGUUUCCGAAAAUUCUCGCCUUUUCCAGACCGACCCGACGUGAUGGCCAAAUACCGCGUACGGAUAGAAGCCGACAAGAUCUCGAAUCCGGUUUUGCUUUCGAACGGAAACUUAGUUUCAGAGGGCGCCGUAAGCGGAAAGAGCGACUGGCACUAUGCCAUCUACGAGGACCCGCACUCGAAACCGAGUUACCUCUUUGCUUUAGUUGCAGGCAAACUGGCCUACAUCGAGGAGAAACUAACCACUGCUUUCGUGAAGCGACAGGUGACCUUACGCGUCUACGCCGAAGAAGCAGUGAAGCACUUGCUGAGACACAGUUUAGACUCUCUUAUUCGCGCCAUCAAGUUUGACGAGCGCUUUUUUCACCUGGAAUACGAUCUCGACGUCUUCAACAUUGUCUUAAGGCUACUGCUGAAGCAUCCUCAACGCCGCCUUGGCUUCUUUUUCAAGGGGAAAAAGGUCUUAGGGAUGCUCCCAAGGAUGCGGCGCGGUAGCUCUAAUUGUCUCCGUGAAAGACUUCAACAUGGGCGCGAUGGAGAACAAGUCGUUGAACGUGUUCAACGAAAAGCUCAUCCUGGCAUCCCAGGACACCGCGACCGAUGUGGACUACGAAAGAAUAGAGUCUGUGGUAGCACACGAAUACUUUCACAAUUGGAGCGGCAACCGGGUGACCUGCAGGGAUUGGUUUCAACUGACUCUAAAAGAAGGCUUGACCGUUUUCCGGGACCAGAUUUUUUCGAUCAACGACGGCCUUUUCGGCGUAGCAAAAAGGAUCGAUCAGGUAAUGAUAGUAUACACUACGGGGUGGCGGUUGUCUCGGGAAUAGUAGAAUUAAUAUGAAAGUGACGCCGGUGUUGCAUUUACUUCUACUUUCCUACUUCUUCGUUUUUCUGUACGCUCUUACUUCUGAUACUCAACUCAUAUCACCUACUUAAUCUUUCCAAUUUUAAAAUACGUCAACGACUGCAGACUAACCAACUCCAUCCAAACUCUUAGGGACAUUAACACACAAACAAAACGAAAAAUAUCAUCCGGCAGCAAACCGCCUCUCUGUCCUGUGAUCAGGAUUUUUUGCAUCUCUAGUGGAGUAUGAUUUUUGAUUAUCUAAGGUUCGCAACAGGCUUGCUUCUACGUUUUGCAAUCUGCUACUGCGUGUAACAUAAAAAAUAGUAGAUGGGAACUAAGACCAAAAGAAUGCCUGCGCAUCUUCGCGAGCAUAGAAACUACGAGGAAAGGGAAACAUGUUCUAACGAAAACUUCGCCAGGUGCGGGACAUGCUCGAAGUUCAGUUCCCCGAAGACGCCGGUGCACUGGCCCACCCGGUUAGACCCGAGUCCUACGAAAAAAUCGACAACUUCUAUACCGCGACUGUGUAUGAAAAGGGCGCCGAGGUGAUUCGGAUGUACUACACCAUCCUAGGGGAGGCAGGUUUCAAGAAAGGCCUCGCGAAGUACUUUGAGCUGCAUGACGGAACCGCUGCUACGUGCGACGAUUUCUUGAAAUCGAUGGAGAUUGGAGGUGGAGCAGACCUCACUCUCUUCUCGAAGUGGCUCUCGACCAAGGGAACGCCGACGCUUGAUGUCAAGAAAGUUAGCGCAGAUGCUGGGAAAGCAGUGGAGUUGGUCUUUGAACAAGCGGGUGCAGGCUCUGCCGUCAAAGAAAUCCUCCACGUGCCGGUGGCGUACGGAUUGAUCAACGCAAAAACAGGCAAGGAAUUGCAGAAGACCGAAGUCUUCCACCUCAAGGAAAAAAAGGGCAGCGUCAGAAUUGUGGUAAGAAUUCAAACAGUGAUCUUCUUGUUUUCUGGUCGAAUCUACAAUUUCUGUACCAAAGCAACCUGGUAUUUAGAUGGUAAGCAGCUCGUAUACCUAGAUGAAGUAGGGUUUUUUACUGGGUUUCCUGUAUUCACCGAUACAAAAAGCAUUUGCAUAUUCUCAGUACAAUGAUCUAACAAAAAAAUCACAGCUGCCUGCUGGUGUCGCCUUCGACGACGUUGUUCCUUCGGUGAAUCGCGGCUUCGGCGCACCUGUGAAACUAGUGUACACUUUUACUCCGGAAGAGCUUGGCGCCCUUGCAGCAUACGACACCGAUAUGUAUUGCAAGUACUCAGCCUACGAGCAUCUGUGCUCCAAGGUGAUCUAUGAGGUUUACGGCAACGGCAAAGCAACUCCGAGUGCGGCUGCCGAAGCAAAGGCCUUCAAGGUCCUGGAAUCGUCGCUGAGCACCUUGCUUUCGUCCAAAAGUGAUGCAGAAAAUGCUGCUUUAGUUUUAGGCAAAACCAUUGGCCUUCCGGAUGCCAAGGGACUCUUGUUUGGGUACGGAAAAAAAGUCGACCCGAUUCUCUUAGCAGAUUCCGUUGACGCAGUCAGGGAAGCGUUGAUCAGCAAACUCGGAAGACAGAUGAGAGCAAAGUAUUGAUGCUUGAAAAUCUGUCUAUAAUAUUUCUACUAGCAUUGCUUUUUGUUUUUUCCUUCUAGUUAGGCUGGCUCCACCGAUAAUAAGAAUACUCAGUCGUACUCAAUUUCUUCAGCUCUUGCUACUUCAUCCUUUGACCUUAAGAUUAAAUUUCAUUCAUCACGGAGUAGAAGGCUCCUGCACUCUCGUUUCUCGUCUUCGUAAAAAAUAAUGAAAUCGUAAUCGAACUCCAUACAAUCAAACUCUUUUCUUCUUUCCCAAUACAAAGGUACGAGUCUACCCCUGGCUCUGGCGGGGACUUCUCUCUCACUCCGCAAGCGAUCGGGAACCGAUUGCUGAGAAAUACGCUUUUGGUGUUGUUGCAGGAUGGCGAUCUCGCACAAAAACAGUACUGGAGUGCCAAAACAAUGACAGAAAAAGUGGCCGCAUUCCGCGUCCUCGUUGAAGCGCAAGCAGACAGCAAACUCCCGACCGGAAAAAGGUACAGAAAAUCAAGUAGAUGACUCAUGACUAACCUUGUUGUUGUGAUUUUGUUUUACACUUUUAGUUUUUGUUCAACCUCACGUAUAUUAUAUAUAAGUAAGUAUAUUUCAUGAAAUUGAAAAUUGUAUCAUGAUGAGUUCUGGCAUGUUGUGAUCAUUGUUCACCUGCUAGUAUGUUGGCUUUCUCUUGUAACCACUUAUAGAUUAGAAGUAUGGCCGUUUUCUCUUCUAACCACUUAAGUAAAAUCGGAGACUGAACUCAAAUAAGAAUAACUACUUGCUCAAUGUGUUCACAGUGCUUCUGCCAACUCGGAUUUCUAUGAGUUUGCGAAGAAAAGCAACUCAGGACCGGUGAUGGACAAGUGGUUUUCUCUACAAGCCUGGUACACGCCGAACUUCAGCAACAUCCAAGAAUUGGUAAAACAUUCCGAUUUUAGCGUUUCAAAUCCGAAUCGAUUCCGGUCUGUUGUUAAGGGUAGGUUAGAGGUGCUUUUCUUACCGCUUUUUAUGCCUCUCCUAAGGGAGAAAGGCAUAAGAAGCGGGGUAAGCGAGCACCAAAAACCUACCUCUAAUGUUGUCGCCUCGGUUUUGCGAAACCCUAAGAUCUUCUACUCGGACGCCGGGAGAGACUUCGUGAAGGAUCAGAUUUUGGCUCUGGACAAGUUUGGGAAUGGACAAGUCGCCGCGAGAAUGUGCCGAGCCUUCGAAGUCAAAGCGCAGUUAUGAAUGAAGACUACUUAUAUCGACUACAUGGAGUGUAUUUGUUCACAACAUCAACUCAACAAAUCCUCGUCAUCAUCCACUUGAAGAUGAAGCGUUCUUUUCUUCUUCUUCAACAUCUACUGCCUACUUUUAGAAGUAUUCCGCAUCAGUUACAGUUUGGCCACUAGCUGCCUCUAACGCUGUUAUGAGCCUACGUAUGUUGUAUAAGGCUAACAUAUUAGAAAUAGAAUCUUCCAUCAAGUAGAAUACAUCAACGAAUACACUUUGUCGUACUAGAUUCUUCAUAACAAGUGACGCCGGAGUACGCAACCAAAAUCGACAAAGCGCUCAAGAGUAUGCUCACGGUACCGGAUCUGAAGUCGGAGACGAAAGAGAUUAUCACCAAGAUUUUGGGAUGAACAAGAAUGAGAGAGUCUUGUUGCGGACAUCGAAGGCGAUAGUUGUGCUUGUGAACAAUCCUUGACGAUUACCAUUAAUGGGAAAAGUGAUGCGUAGACGUUAUUUUAUCACUGAUGACCUGACCACGAUACAUAGCAUACACGUUAUGUGAUGAAGGAAAUGGAAAAGGAAUGUACUAAGCAACUGGUCUUGAGGGGUGAAAAUUCCUACUGUGAACUGCGUCGGGGGUCGUCGGAAUUACUAAUUGAGUGGUCAUGUUGUUCAACAUGCAUAGCCUUAGCCAUAGUUAGUCGAACUUCAACUUUUUAGAAUAAUAAAGCAGCUUUGUCUGCGCACUAGCAAGUGCAAGAAUGUCUACCCCUUCUUCUGGAAUGAAUGUACUAUGCUUUUUGAUGCGAUAAUAUCAAUAGAGAAUAUACACAACUGGUGUACUUGUUCUUCCCAUAAUCAUGUGACGAGGAGGAACAAUCAUGAAUAGACCUAGACGUCCACGGUGGAAAGAUUCUUGUGGUCAUCUCCAUCUCGCUGUCUUCUUGAAUGGUCGUCAGCUUUGUGUUUUAUGCUAUUGACUCUCUGGGCUAAUCUCCAGUCCCUCUUGUCGGACAUGAUUCAAUGUAUUGCUAUUCACUGUUGUAUCAGUUUGCUAUGGCUCUGGUGCAAGAUGUGUCACAAACGCUGGACAGGCUCGCA
Molecule: messenger RNA, 5580 nt
Organism: Amoebophrya sp. A25
Lineage: Eukaryota; Dinophyceae; Syndiniales; Amoebophryaceae
Source: the annotation of a GenBank genome assembly